Messenger RNA from Xylaria bambusicola, 1755 nucleotides. Its product is annotated as Reticulon-domain-containing protein. The coding region runs from base 228 to 1199 and encodes 323 amino acids. Lineage: Eukaryota; Fungi; Ascomycota; Sordariomycetes; Xylariales; Xylariaceae. The transcript is spliced from 6 exons. The record is from RefSeq and is a predicted model, not a curated record.
AAAAUAUCCUGGGUAUGGAUCAAUUUCUCUCCUACAAUCUCAACCCUGCCUAGAACAACACCAUCAGAAGACCCGAUCUCUGCUUGACUCUCGACCUAAACAACUUGACUAAGUCGAAGGGUGAAAAAUCACGAAAGCAGAAAGAAAGGUUCCCUGUAUCAUCUCGACCAUACUAUCAGAGUUGUCUACAACCUAUCUCUUGACCUGCAUCAACCACCGAGCUUAUCAUGGCUACCAACUCGUCCGCCAACGGCGGCUACUCCGUUGAUACCCUAAAGGGCAACGCCCAAGCUGCCUACGAUCAGAUUGCCAACGGCCCCGUUGCCACAAACAUGAAGGACCAGACUGCUAAGACCGGUGCCGAGUUCUCCAACCUUGCUGACUCUCGUCGCACCCCAUCAAAACCAGCUGCCACCGGUCAACCUCUAACACAUUACCACUCUUUCUUCUCCGAGCUGCUAUCAUGGAAGAAUCCUCGAGCAUCAGGUAUUGCCUACGCUAGCAUCGUUGCUGUGAUCUUUGCCGCUCGAUACCUCGACAUCAUUCGAUACUUCUUCAAGGCUACAUGGGUGACCUUAGGUUUCACCGUGCUCGCUGAAGUUCUCGGAAAGGCCGUUCUCGGCAAUGGCCUUGCGUCUCAGAUACGACCCCGCAAGUACUACACUCUCUCUCGUGAGACUCUUGAUGCCGCGAUUGGUGAUGUUCAUGAGCUUGUCAACUUCUUCGUCAUCGAGGCUCAACGCAUUUUUUUCGCUGAGAACGUUUCCGCUUCAGUUGCUGCCGCAGCUGGAGCUUUGAUCUCCUACUACCUAGUCAAGAUUGUCCCCUACUGGGGUCUUGCCCUGCUUGGAACCACUGUUCUGUUCCUGGCUCCCCUCGUAUACACCAGCAACCAAGAGCUCAUCGACCACUAUGUGCAGGAAGGUUCCGACAUGUUGAACAGCCAAACCGAGCAACUACGCCAGGUCGCCAGCAAGCAUACUUCGCAGGCCACUGAGAUUACCAAGCAAUACAUGGGCGACUACACCGCCAAGGCUCAAUCGAUGCUUCACCGUGGCGGCUCCGCUUCUCCCGAGCCUGUCUCCAAGCCUGCUCCUCAGUCUAACAUUAAGGAGACGGACUUCCCCGAUGCUCCUAAGCAGGGUUUCAAGUCCGAAGAGCUCGGAGUCAAAGGCGUCGAGGAGCCUUUGGUCGCUUAAUUCGGCUCCUGGACAAAUGGCAAUCGCCUCCGACCAGUGUACAGACUCCAUCUACUACGCUACGCCCCUUUCCUGUGGCCGGAUUGUUUGACACAAGUUGACGAAAAUUUGGUGAGAGACGAGGCAUGACUAUAUUCAGGUGAAUGAUUAGAACUGAAGUCGCUUGAGAUGUUCUCUUUUUGCUAGGUGGCAGUGGGGGUAACUUCCCAACCCUACAUCUCGAGAGGAAUUGUCUUUGGUUGAACCUAUAUGGCGGUUCGUGGCGCGUUCAGUGCUAGGGAGUUUUGAGGCCCCCAAGUGUAUGUAUGACACGGGCUUUGGGGAUGACGACAUGUACGGAGCCCAUUCCUUCAACGGGAAGGGUGAAACAUGGGAAAUAUGUGGCGAGACUCGCGACACGGCAAUUGCGGAAUACGGGACACAUAAUCACGGUGAGGACGGUGUUACGGUGCAUGAUCACAAGUUCUCCUGAUCUGGGAGGGGUUUUCCAUUAAUUAUUUCCUCUGUAAUUCGGCGAAGUGUAGCUCUUACGUUUAUGAAUCUUCCUCAAAAACAU